UUAGUUAGUAGGCCGUGGAGCGACAUUAAGCGAAGUCCUACCUCAUCGCGGUUGGCGAUUAUACGUCGAUUCACCUGUUGAGUUUAGUCAGCUCUUGCCGUGACCGGCCGGCAGUUGUUUUCAAAGCUUCUUGAUUCUUGAACGAUUUAAGUGCAUACUUCUUCGCCAGUGUCGUGAAACUUGUUUGUUCAUCUACGCGCUUUCGAAUAACGAAAUUUGGAUUAUCUUCACUUCUUUUCAAUUGGAUAUUUCGUUGAUUUGAACGAAAUUGGUUAUUUAAGAUAGAAUUGCUAGCAGACGGACAAUCCCGCAUGAAAAGGCAGUAGAAAGACUUCAGUCAACGUCCACCAUGUAAUUAUUAUCCAACGACUCGAACACCUGUCGUGGAAAUAAGUGUACUGUGACUUAGUACUUGUCGGAAGUACUUCUCGGGAAGUGGUUAAACGUCUCAAAGAAGUUUAAAAGUGUACUAUUUUAAUUAUGUUAAUGUCAAGUGAUAUCAACAUUACCCUAACCCAGACGCAAAUGUACGUCGCGGCGCGGGAGAGAGAGGAGAAGAUGCGCGUCGACCAAGAUACCGUCGACGGCGCUAUUUUGCCGCCGAAAGUACCGGCGGAUUUGAAGAAGGUACCAUCCAUAGAAACUUUGAAUAGUGAAAUGCCUAGAAAGGAGUUGCAGAAAGACAGAGGGAAGAAGGCGAUUAAGUGUUUACUGAAUAGGCUUAGAUUGAAGAAGUAUGGAAGUGCUACAAUUUCGAAGCCAGACCCGGUCUAUAGGGUGGCCUAUUUGGGAAACGUUGUUACUGGAUGGGCGAAAGGAGACGGAUGCUUCGAGAAACCUUUGACAACCUUAUGGAGAAACUACACCCAAUCAUCCCGCCCAGACGUCCGCAUGCAGCUGACAGUAAGUGGAGGCGGUCUAAAAGCCACAACCAAGGAUCACGGACUCACCGAAUAUUGGGCGAACCGUCUAACUGCCUGUGGAGCCCCGUCCCAAUUCCCUCGCCUCUUCUGCUGGGUCUACCGACACGAAGGCAAACGACUACGACACGAACUGCGAUGUCACGCGGUGCUUUGCUCUUCUUCUGCUAUAGCGAAGCAAAUCGAAGAAGAACUCAAAGAAUCGCUGGCGCUUGCACUUCUGGAGUUUAAGCGGGAGAAACUUUGCAGACAGAACGCAAGGCUUUCUCUAGUCAACUCUGUCUACGAAAAUCCCACAAUACCGAGAAGAAAGAUUUUACUGAGUACGGGUUCACACAAUUACAGACCACCGUUGGAACGAUCCAAAUCAGCUCCCAAGUUGAUGAGCAUAGAAGAAAUAAUUGAAGAAGAAGACGACGUGUUUCAGGAUUCCAAAGAGAGUAUUAAGCUUAAAAGGCUUCUUCAGCAUUGCAAUAGCUCUAGCAAUGUAUUGGAUAGAAGGAAACUUUACAUUCUGAGUACCAUUAGAUCCAACAGCAAUCCAGUACCUGUAAAAGAAAAGAACGGUGAUGCAACAGUCAAUACGGAUGGGAGAGAAGAAACAGAACAUCUUAUGCUUGAUGAAAAAAGUGAAGUCAUUUUGAAUGAGUUAGUGGAAAAUAGUCUAAAAAACGAUCUGCUCGAAUCUUGCGAAAAAGCAUGGUUCAACGCCUUAGGUCAAAAACCUGACUUAAUACCUAUAGAAAGCGACGAAGGUUCUCUCUCGAGUGGUUGCGAAUCAGCAGGUACUGCAGUUUCUGAGUCAGAACCGAUGUUCCCUACUUUCAAUGAACUAGAAAUACUAGAAGAAGAAGGUCAGGAACUCGAGAAAAAGACUGAGUUAGAUUUUAAAGUUGGGGGUGCUGUGUUAUCGAGGGUGCGGAGCUUCGAGAGGUUGUCGAAUCCUGAUCUUCUUAAAUACUGCGGCAUAAAUAACAAAAAACAGUUUUUGGAUCAAGAGGAAGUAUCUUUGGUGCCUGUAGGGGAAACCCAAACGGAUUUCAGUUCGUUAAAGGUAUUUAAGAGAAGAACUCUGUCUGAUCCUAACUACAGGAGAUUGAGCGAAAAUGGAUCUGAUGAUGAGAAUGGUAGUGCCUGUAGUGACGAGAGCGGGUAUGAAGAAGAAGAAGUGGCAAGUUCGAUAGGGAAUAUAGUAUUAGUCUGAGAUUGUACUGUGAUUGUAGAUAGAACUAAGUUAUUGUAGUUGGUUAGAACUGUAGAAUUUGACAUAAUGAAGUAAAAAUUAGAUAAAUAUUAAAUGCAAAGUAUGUACACUGUGGGCCGAAAUAAAGAAGUACAUGACUGCUUUGAAAGCAAAAAUAACGUACAGGGUCGAACUUAUCAAAAAAUUUAUGUAACGGUGCAUUUGAGCUCGUUGCAAAUGAAAACUGUCUUAGCUAAAAUUGAACUGAUAUAUUCUUUUGGUAGGUUGACUAUCCGAAACACUUCAGUAAAAAGGAAAUUUUUCAAAAUAACCGGAUUCGCAAAAUAUCAUUUUUUUUUUUUAAUUAGGAAAAUACAACAUUUUAACAAAUAACACCUUUAUGAAAACAGUUUAAUAGUUUUAAAACUUAGACUAAAAUAUUAUGAAUGUGGCCACCAUUAUUGUUUACCACUUCUUAAAGUCGUCUGCGCCAUAAAUUGAUAGCCCCAUUUAUUACACCCUGUUCAAAAUUGUUCCUAACAAAUGCAUCUUUGUUUGAGCUGUUCGAUUGUUUCAAAUUAUUAUCCCAUAAAAAUUUUGUUCGAAAAUUCCCCAAAUUGAAUAGUCAACCGGAUAUAAUUCUGGUCUGUUAGGUGGCCACAUCUCUCAAUAUAGUCCGGGCAAUGUUUACUCAAGAAUAUCCUUUUAUUGUGGGAAGUGUGCGAAUGAGCACCAUCCUGCUGGAAAGUGUAAUGAUAACAUACUUCUUCAAUUUCAGGUAAUAGGUGCUGCAAGAUUUGUUCUUGAUAUGUUUCUGAAUUAAGUUUUACGCCGGCAUCAACAAAAAUUAGACGAGAUUUUUCCAACAUGGAUACUGCAACAGAGACCAUUACACCUUUGGAGAAAUGACUUUUUUCAAUUAAAAGAUGCUCUAGAGGAAUUUCUCUCUUAAAUUGUACCUACUUACGUCAGAAUACACCCUAUUCUUUUUGGGUAUUUUUAGGAGGCCGUAAAUAAAACAUUUUUUUCAUCUGAAAACCAUAUUUUUCUAAUGUCUCCACGAGAGUGGAAUAUUCUUAGUAACAAAUUACAUCUUUUCAGUCGUUUUUCUCUUGCAUUGGCAGUAAGUCUUUGAGAGUAAACUUUUUUAAAUACUUUAAGAUGGCAAUCUUCUUUAAUGAUUAUUCGAACUGAUAUGCGGGAAAUCCUAGUUUCUUUUGUGAUAUUCCUUGUUCCAACAGAUUGGCCAGGUUGCAAAUUUCCUAAAAGAACCCUUACUCUAGCAAUAUUUCUUCAGAUCUUUUCUUGCACUAUAAUUAUAUUUAAUUAAUAUUCUAUCCUCUUUGCUUAAAAGUGACAUUAUGAACUGGCCAAUUUACUUAUUUAACUGUCAAACAAAUUCCAUGACAAUCUAAGCAGUCAUGACUUACUAAGUAAAAUUGACAUAUUUGAGCGUUAAUUGAGAAAUUCUUAAGACUUUUAACAAAAAGUACUGCUAAUAUGGAUGCAAAAACGAUGGAAAAGGUGUAAUUUAGUGUUAAGAGGGUUUCGUUCUAGUGACCAUAUUAGAAAAGUACUCGAAUAAGAUUUCCUAAUGUAAGUAAAAAAUUAUAUUUUACAAAUUCGGGGUUUUUUAAAAUUAUAUGGCAAAGGCGUGUUCUGAACAUUAUUUAAAUAAAAAAACGAUAUUUUGCGAAUCCGAUAAUUUUGAAAAAUUCCUUUUUUGCUGAAGUGUUUUUGGAUAGUUACCCUACCAAAAGAGCAUAUCAGUUCAAUUUUAGCUAAGACAGUUUUCAUUUGCAACGAGCUCAAAUGCACCGUUACAUAAAUUUUUUGAUCAGUCCGACCCUGUACGUUAUAUUUGCUUCUAAAGGGUACCCCCUGUUAAGAUAGGCAAAAUGCCCCCACUCCCAGAAUUCAAUAUAUUCAUUUUUUUUACGUUCUAUGCAAUUAAAAAAUGAGAUAACGCGGAUUUUUAGAUCGCCACCCCCCUUACCCCUCCCCCCACAGCCAAAAAGGUAGAUUUUUAGAUUUAAUUUUUUUUUAGUUGGGUUGCAAUUGAUUUAAAAAUUUCAAAAAAUUCACACAUAUAUCUGAGACUUUUACAAAACAUGUCCAUUUUUUAUGGACCCGUAGAUCGAGUGUACAUAACCUCAAAAUUUUUUUUAACUUUUUUAAAGCUUAUAACUUUUUCUUGGAGGGGGCUGCAGGUCCAAUUUUUUUUUGCAUUUUGUAAAUUUUAUCAAAAGCUAUCUCUCUGAUUUUUUCAGAUUUUUCCGUUACCUGCGCCAUCUUGAAAAAUCCGGAAAACUCUUUUUUAGGGGGUUUUUGGGGAUUUUCUCCAUUUUAUAGACUGCAACAUAGAUCAACUCAAGGUUUUGUUAAUAGAUUAUGUAGAAUUCGAAAAAACUGAGUAUUUACGACUAUCAAAAAUUGGGCAAAAUACCCCAAGCCCCCCAAAAACAAUGUUUUUUUUUUAUGUUAUAUAAGGGUUUUUGUUGGCUUAAUGAUAUUUUUUGAGAUCGAUACAGCCUAAAAAUUUUGAUUUUUUUUCAUUUUUUUACUUUGUGAUUAAAAAAUAAGACUCAUCGCAUUUUUAGCCCACCAACCCCUCCCCCUGCCCCCACAAAAACGUCAUUUCUUUUAUUUUUUUAUUUAGUUAAAGUUUUGUAAGGGUUUUGCGGGUCUAAUCAUAUUUUUUGAGGUCGAUACAGCCUGAAUAUUUUUUAUUUUUUUACGUUCUAUGUGAUUAAAAAAUUAUGACUCACCGGAAUUUUAGCCCACUUCCCCUAUUACCCCUCCCCACAGCCAAAAACGUAAAUUUUUCGAUUUUAUUUUUUUAAGUUGGCUUGCAAUUAAAUCGAAAAUGUUCUAAAGCUAUUUCUUUGUGGCAUUUUUGUAAUUAACUAUUCUUAAUGGAAAAUAAGCCACAAUUUAACUAAAAAAUGAUUUUAUUUUCCAUCUGUAAUGCGUUAGAGAGAAUUCGAUAAUCUGUGACGCACUGAAAAAAGGGUUCGGGGCGAUCUAUAUAAAUAAGUCAGAUUAAAUUAAAUUAUUAGAUAUUUUUAAGAUAAGAUUUUUUAUUAAGCUACAUUUUUGUUUAAUUUAUUAAUAUUUUGUAUUUUUACAACGUGGUGGACGUCGAAACCUUAAUAAAAUCAUUUUUUAGUUAAAUUGUGGCUUAUUUCCCAUUUAGAAUAGUUAAUAAUUAUUAAAUUAUAAAUUACAAAAAGUACAUUUUAAUAUAUCAUACUUCUUGUAGUUUUGUGAAUCAAAACAUUUUGUCCUUUGUUCAUUAGUUUGUAUUUAGUAGGUACCCUAAUAUUACCUUACAUUAUACAUAUUCUAAUUAUUCAAACAUCUGCUUGUACAAUCUACAUAACCUAUAUGUAUCUCUGCCUAUAGUGACACUUUGCUUCACGUUUACUGCCACAUAAAACACCAUAAAAUGAAUGAGGAAAGUGUUACCAAAGAAUAUAUAGCUCCGUAUAGGUAUAUGCAUAGAGUAUUCGGAGAGUUAUAUUCGUUGGUAUUACACUUAACAGUUCUAAAGUCUUCAUCGCUGUCUUCGUCUAUUACAGGUAUAACAUCUGUAUUGUCAAACAGUUUUGCAAGAUAUUCUGCUGGCAUGAUGAUUUUUGUAGAAUAUCUUCCAUGCCAUAAAUAUUAAACUAUGGCAGCUACAUGCGAACAACAGAACAGCCUAUGGUUAUGUUGCCGAUUGCGCAACUUGCAUCUACAAGAUAUAUACAAGACAUAGAUAUCUAUCGUUUAAUGUUUUCCAAACCAUCUGCAUUUGGCUCAUAAUGGAAAUAGUCCACGACGUAUGCUUGUCCCCGUUAGGUAAAUUAUUCCGAUUCGUUUUUUUGCACAAACUUACUCAAAAACAGGUCCUUUAAACAAAUUCACCUGUACCGCGGUCGGAAAAUUGUUUAAACAAUUUUUUAAACGAAUUCAAAAAAAUCAAUUUUUUCACUUCGGACAAAUCUGUUUUAGAUUAUCUGGAUCAACCGGAACAAAAAAGGUCUCUUGUGAUCUUGCUCUAAAAUUGACUGUUUUCGAGUUACACGCGAUUUGAAAUUUGAAAAAGCCGAAAAUGGCCAUUUUCAAGGCUUAAUAACUCGAUUAAAAAUUAUUAUUAGGAAAGUCAGAAAGUGACCAAAUGAAAGUUUAAAGCCCCCCCUACAAGAGCCUGAAGAAAUUUUUGGUCAUUAUUUUAUUACUAACUAUUAAUUUUAAUAAUUAAAAAUGAGCGCUAAGCACGUAUUGAGGCGGUCGUCCGCGAGAGAGAUGUACAAUUCAUUGGACGUUCUAAAAAAUAUCGAUAAAACAAGUAUCGAUCGAAGUCAAAAAUACGUUUUAAAAAAAGAAAAAAGGAAUUUUGAGGUUAUGUGUACACUUGACCUACGGGUCUAUAAAAAAUAGAUAUGUUUUUUAGAAGCCUCAUAAAAUGUUUAAAUUAAUUGCAACUUAACUAAAUAAAAAAAAUAGAAGAAUUGUCGUUUUUGUGGGGGCAGGGGGAGGGGGUGGUGGGCUAAAAAUGCGAUGAGUCUUAUUUUUUAAUCACAUAUAAAGUAAAAAAAUGAAAAAAAUUCAAAAUUUUUAGGCUGUAUCGACCUCAAAAAAUAUCAUUAAGCCAACAAAAACCCUUAUAUAACUUAAAAAAACAUGGUUUUUGGGGGGCUUGGGGUGUUUUGCCCAAUUUUUGAUAGUCCUAAAAUACUCAGUUAUUUCAAAUUCUACAUAAUCUAUUAACAAAACCUUGAGUUGAUCUAUGUUGCAGUCUAUAAAAUGGAGAAAAUCCCCAAAAACCCCCUAAAAAAACGGUUUUCCGGAUUUUUCAAGAUGGCGCAGGUAACGGAAAAAUCUGAAAAAAUCAGAGAGAUAGCUUUUGAUAAAAUACACAAAAUGCAAAAAAAAUUGGACCUGCAGCAAAGAAAAAGUUAUAAGCUUUAAAAAAGUUAAAAAAAAUUUUGAGGUUAUGUACACUCGACCUAGGGGUCCAUAAAAAAUAGACAUGUUUUGUAAAAGUCUCAGAUACAUGUGUGAAUUUUUUGAAAUUUUUAAAUCAAUUGCAACCCAACUAAAAAAAAUUAAAUCUAAAAAUCUACCUUUUUGGCUGUGGGGGAGGGGUAAGGGGGGGGUGGCGACCUAAAAAUCCGCGUUAUCUCAUUUUUUAAUUGCAUAGAACGUAAAAAAAAUAAAGAUAUUGAAUUCUGGGAGUGAGGGCAUUUUGCCUAUCUUAACGGGGGGUACCCUUUCCAGUCAUGUUGAGGACGUGUUAGGCUAUCCUGAAAAAAAAAUUAAAUCGCCCAAAAAACAAAAAAGUUAUUUUUAACUAAAAAAUGUACACCUUUAUUUUGGCCCAUAGUGUAUAUAAAAUCGGAUGUAUUAGAAAAGGUUCCAUGACUGAAUCGUUUCGUAGACGACCUGGAAUAGGUAGAAAGCAAUUUAAAACUUCUCGUAAUGAUCGCUUUAUUGUGUAAAUUCCAUUGUGUUCAACAUUUAGAAAUCGUCACCAUAAUGCCAUUCAAGUAAAGCAACAGCUCCAUGAAGUCAGAGGAGUGGUUACUAGUCAGUGGACAGUAAGACGGAGACUGAAGGAAAAUAGUCUGACUUCUCUAAUAUCUGCUAUUGCUUAAAAACUUACUGCAGCUCAUCGUCAAGCAUACUUGCUUUUUACACGGGAUCAUCUAAACUAGACGUUGCAACAAUCGAGGUUCUGUUCUCAAAUGAGACCAGAAUAUGCCUCUAGGGUAGCGCCCGAAUAAGGAAAAAGAAAGUGUACCGAAGAGCGUUUGCAGAAUGCUGCAUUGAAGAGCGUAGUCCUAAUGGAGGUGGUUCCUAAAUGAUCUGGGGUACAAUUUCCAUGGGGGCACGAACCGACCUCGUUUGCAUUCGUACGGGUAACCGUCUUCACAAGGGAGGAGGUUUAACGUGUUCUAGAUAUUUCGAGGACAUUUUAGCAAUGCAUGUGGUACCUUACGUUGACUACAUUGGAGAUGAAUUUAUUUUUAUAGAAGACAAUGCAAGGCCACAUACCUCAAGCAUCGUGCAAGAUUACAUUUCAGAAGUUAUUUUUCGGGUGAUGGAAUGGCCAGCGUGCAGUCCAGAACUCAAUUCCAUAGAACGUUUAUGGGAUGAGCUAUAACAAAGAAUUGGGGCUAGACUUCAUACCCAAAACUCGAUCCCAGAGCUUAUUGUCGCAGUAGAAGGAGAGUGGCUUAACAUCCGACAAGAAGCAAUAGCAGAGAACUUGAUUAAAUCUAUACCUAAUCGUAUGAGAAAAGUUAUUAAUGCAAGAGGUGAAGUCCAUUAUUAAAACAUUAAUUGUUAAAUUGUUAAUUGUCAAAUGCCCUUUUUGUGUUAGCAAUAAAAAAGUUGCAUUCAUUUUACAAUACAAUUUUUUGAUGCAUCAAAAAAGUUUGAUGCAUUAAUUUUACAAUGUUAAACAUACGAAGUCGAAAUCAAUGUUCAUAAAUGUAUACCUACUCAUAUUUAAGCAUAUUAAAUUAUUAUCUUUCAAACAGUAGGUAUACCUAUUUUUCUGAAAAAAAAUACAGUUCAAGUCAAAAGUUUAAAAUGGGCCGAUUUCUAUGCACUUUAGAUUAAUUUAUAAAAUUAAAAUAUUUAAACUUAAUUAAUUAUAAACAUAAAUAAAAUAAUUACAAACAGAAAAUAAUUAAUAUAUUAAUUUUACGAGCAUAUGUUUUUAUGCGUAAUAAUAUAAUGUGAGUUAUAAUUUUUUUUAUUAUGUCAAAUCCUAACCUAUAUAAUUAUAUUUUUUCGUUAAAAUAACAAUUAUAGAAAAACAUUUAGAAAAAUUUCAUACUUUAUACUAAUUUCACUAAGUCCAUGUUUUUUUAAAUAUAAACAAGAUUCACCAGUUUUUUAAUGUUUUUCAAAUUAUUAAGUAUUUGUAAAUAAUAAAUAGAGAUAUAUUUGAUAUUAUCUCAAAGAUUCAAAACUCUAAUAAAAAAAAUAGACUACAAAAGAUGGGUCAUUUUUGAUGUCUCGAAUUUCCUAAACCUGUUGUCCGCUUUAAGUGAUUUUUUAAUAGUUCUAGCCGUACUCUUUAACAAUAUUGCUGUAAUAAUAUAGACUGUAAUAAUAUAGGCUGUAAUAGAUAGACAGUUAAAUUGUCAUUGUAUACCGGGUGUACCAAUCAAACUGUAAUUUUUUCUCAAAAUUCACAUGACCCUGUGGAAUAUUCUAGAAUUUAUAAAAUACUGAAAUUAAAACCCAACUAUAGCCUACAUAGGAAUUUAAUAUUCACCAUUUGCGCGCAUACGGGUGAUAUUACUCUUAUGUGCGCCAAUGGUGAACAUUAAAUUCUUAAUUGUAUGUAAGAAUGCAAUAUAACUACCUCUUUAAACCCACCAAUUUUAUUUCCAUAUUUAUCUCAAUCGGUUUUAAAGCAAUAAAUAAAUCGUCAGUUUGUAAGAAAAAUUUCAAUGCACCCUAUCUCGGCAACAAAGCAUUUGCGGACAUACGUGUACAGGGCCGGCGAUAACGGGCCUGCAAGGGAUGCACUGCGGGCGGACGCCCCUGUAAAGGGGGGCGCUAAACUGAGCUUUUUUUGUGCUGGUGCUAUACAAAAUACUAAUUAAAAAAACCAAAGGGCGCCUAUGCUAGUGUUGCAGGCAGGCGUCUUAUACCCUAGCGCCAGUACUGUACGUGUAUAAAGCAAACUGUCACUAUUUUUUUAUGCAGAAUUACCCCUUAAAGUCAGAAUGUUAAGAAAGCCUAAGGCUACAAUUGAGUUUUAAUUUCAACAUUUUAUAAAUGCUAGAAUAUUCCACAGGGUGACGCGAACUUUGAGAAAAAAUCACAGUUUGAUUGGUACACCCGGUAUAUACAACGACAAUUUACUUGUCUAGCAACAAUAUUAUUAUUGCAGCGAUAUAGGGCUUUUCAUUCACAGUCAUUUGUUUCGAGCUUCUGUCAUGUGUCACAUAAUAUUAAUAUAUCUACGUCGUACGUUAUUGGUAUAUACCAAUGAUACAAACCAAAGACGUAUGACGUAGAUAUAUUAAUAUUAUGUGACACAUGAUAGAAGCUCGAAACAAAUGACAAUCGAUGAAAAACCCUAUAGGGCUUUUCAUCGAUUGUCAUUUGUUUCGAGCUUCUGUCACGUGUCAUCAAAUAUUAAUAUAUCUACGUCAUACGUUAUUGGUAUAUACCAAUGAUACAAACCAAAGACGUAUGACGUAGAUAUCUUAUUAUUAUACGACACCUGACAGGAGCUCGAAACAAAUGACUGUGAAUGAAAAGCCCUAUUGUUAAAGAAUAAGGUUAUAAUAUGUUAAAAAGAUCACUUAAAUCGGACAAUUGAUUUAAGAAAAUCGAGGCAUUAAAAAUGACAAAUUUUUAAGAUGGUGCGAUAAUUUCUUGGACAAGUGUACCUAUUUAUAGUUUUCUCAAAGAUCUGUUCGGCUAUGAUAAAAACGGCUUUAAAAACCAAAACUUUAUUAGGGACUUUACGUUAUAUAGUCAAACUAAAAAUAUAUAUUAUUGGUGCUACUAUAGUAUGCGGUCUACCUGUGCAUAGUUUUAUUAUAGUGCGCGGUGUUCCGAUCGCAAUCUGAAAAUUCCUGAAUUAUUUUCGCAAAAUAGUUAAAUGCAAGAAAACUCUCGUAGAAAAAAAUAUAUUUAUUCACAAGUAAUAAACAUUUGGAGAAGAGUAAAAAUGUAAAAUGAAAGGUGACUCAUUAUUUACAAAAAAAUGCACCCCAACUUUUUACAAAAAAAUAUAUACUUACCUAUAACCUAAUUAUUUACAAGACGGUACAGCAUAAUUAUUAUUAAAGAAAAAAUUUAUGCACCUUAAUUUAAGAAAGUAAGAUAGUCAACGAUUCUAGUUUAAAAAUAUAAGACAAGUUAAGAAAUAAUUUUAUUGUAUAUUCCGGAAAUAUUUAUUACUACUCAGCAAUAAACAUUUUGUCUACAAACGGUUUGAAGUAUUUCAUUGUUGUGUGCAAACCUUUCUGAAAAAAAAUUAAAAUGUUUAGACGCAUCGGUAGACCGCAAGCUAUAGGAAACACGCGAAGAUAGACCGCGCACUUUAGUGGCACCGUAUUAUUUUAAUAGUCCGUAUUGUCUUGUACAGAGAAGAGUCGUAAAAUGUGCGUUGGUAAUAAUUGUAUUAUUGUUAAAUAUUGUUAUAUAUGUAUAAUACCGAUUAAUAUGGUAUGUUGUUGUAAAUGUUUUGUGUAGAUUUUACCCAUUUAUUGUACCUUUUUAUAUUAAAAUUGUAAAUAAAUCAAUUAUGAUAA
This is a messenger RNA of Diabrotica virgifera virgifera (western corn rootworm), 11378 nucleotides long. RefSeq lists its product as uncharacterized. The transcript has 4 exons. The record is from RefSeq and is a predicted model, not a curated record. Bases 481 to 2124 code for a protein of 547 amino acids. Lineage: Eukaryota; Metazoa; Arthropoda; Insecta; Coleoptera; Chrysomelidae.